GAUUAGAAAUGAAAGUCAAGUAAAUCGAGUGGACAAUCAAUGGAAAGAUUGACCAUUUGAAAAGAGUUAAUUGGAUCAUCUCAGUUUAUUGGUCUAAUCAUCAAUUUAUCUUUGGUUAACUUUAAGUAAAGUUUCAGGUUCCACAGGUAAACAGUUUUGUCUUUGGUCAGUCAAUCAGCUAAUUAGUGAUGGUCAAGGAUAUCGAACGGAAACUAUUGAGGUCAGAGAGUGGAUCUGAAUAUGGUUCAUUUAAUCGCUCAAUCAGUUAUAGUGGUCUUAAAACAGGAAAAUCUUCGAUCGAUGUCGACAAAGUCUCCAAACCCGCCGCUGCUCCUAGUGUGUCCAUUUUGAGCUUAUUUAGAUUUGGUACUUGUUAUGAUUGGGUUCUUAUUGUGAUCGGAACUUUGGCCGCGAGUUUCAAUGGAAUAGCGAGACCUAUGAUGGCCAUUGUGUUCGGCCGAAUGACUGAUGCUUUUCUUACAGUUGAUUCAGGCAAUGAAAGUGCUCCCAGUGCGAAUAUUGUGAAUGACACUCUUUCCAGUUUCUUUUAUCAUCAUAAUGAUAAUCAAAGGAAUUUCGGUUCAAGUUUUCACCAUUCGCAAGAAUCGGUUAGUGCGAGUACUGAUUCCACUUCCUUCCAAUCAGGAUAUGGAAGCAUAAUGUAUGGAUACGCUUUGUAUUAUGUCUACUUUGGGUUCGCAGUUUUUUUUGCUUCUGUUUUACAGGUAAUUUGCUUCCAAUGGACAUGCGAAAGACAGAUUCAUACGAUUCGUCGGCUUUUUUUCACUCAAGUAUUGAGACAAGAUAUCAGUUGGUUCGAUUCUCAUAAUUCAGGAGAAUUUACAUCUAAAUUAAAUGAUGACAUCGAAAGGAUUCGAGAUGGAAUCGGCAAUAAACUUGGAUUAUUCAUUCAAUCACUGGCGACAUUUCUUGGUGGUUUUUUAAUCGGUUUUAUUGAGGCUUGGCAAUUGACUUUAGUUAUUGUUUUUCUUGCUCCUUUUUUAAUCAUCACAACUUCAUGCAAAGGGGUGUAUAUGACCCGGGCCACAAUUCGAGAGCAAGAAAACUAUGCCAAAGUUUCUGCGGUCGCCGAAGAAGUAUUUGCGAGUCUUAGAACUGUUUUUGCUCUUUGUGGUCAAAACUAUGAAAUUAAACGAUACCAAACUAUGCUCGAAGAAGCAAAGAAAAUGAUUCGUAAAAAGUAUCUAGUCUUCGGUUUCGUUAUUGGUCUCGAUUUUCUUAUUUUAUAUUCUUCUUAUGGAAUAGCUUAUUGGUAUGGUGCGAAUCUAGUUCUUGAACAGAUAAUCUCUCCUGGUUCAAUCUUUAUUAUAUUUUUGGCCGUAAUUCUUGGCUCAUUAUCAUUAGGAAAUGCGAUGCCUUCAUUAACCGAUAUCGCUGCAGCUAAAGGAUCGGCUGCCAAUAUUUAUCAAAUUAUCGAUCGAACUCCAGAAAUCGACUGUUAUGCAACAAAUGGUCGCAUUUUAGAAGGACCGAUCGAAGAAAUUAAAUUCGAAAAUAUUAACUUCUUUUAUCCAACUCGUGCUUCAGUUCAGGUUCUUCACAAUUUCAACCUUGAGAUGAAAUCUGGUGAAAGUGUCGCUCUUUGUGGUGGAAGUGGCUCUGGAAAAUCAACAAUUGUGGCCUUGCUUCAAAGAUUCUAUGACCCCACGAGUGGAAGGAUUACUGUUAAUGGAGUUGAUAUUCGUGAAUUAAAUUUAAAUUGGUGGAGAUCCCAAAUUGGUAUCGUUAGUCAAGAAGCUGUUUUGUUCAGUGGAACCAUUCGAGAGAAUAUCGCUCUUGGUACUACAAAUGCCGCUUUCGAUGAGAUUGUCCGAGCCGCUAAAAAGGCAAACGCUCAUGCGUUCAUCAAGGCUCUUCCCGCUGGAUAUGAUACACUGGUGGGGGAAAGAGGAGCUCAAUUGUCUGGUGGUCAGAAGCAAAGGAUCGCCAUUGCUCGAUCGAUAAUUGGAAAUCCAAAGCUACUUUUACUGGACGAAGCUACAUCGGCAUUGGACACGGUCAAUGAGCAAGUUGUUCAAAAGGCAUUGGAUAAGGCACGAAAAGGAAGGAUAACUUUGAUUGUCGCUCAUCGAUUGUCGACCAUUAAAGAUGCAGAUUUAAUUUGUGCAAUGGAAUCUGGUCGAAUGGUAGAAAAGGGUAAACAUGAUCAACUGGUGGAAACUAAAGGAUUAUAUCAUAAACUAAUCACUAAUCAAACGUUCGAAAAUGAGCAGAAAGAAAGUGAACACCCACACGAAUUGUCUCAAUCCAAAGCUCACUCAUUAUCUGAUUUUUCAACAUCCACAAUGACGAUUGCUGCUAAAGCAAAAGUCGCUGAUUUCAACGGAGAAGACGUGAUUCUGCCUUCGACUUGGAAAAUACUUAAAUGGUGUCGACAUGAUUCUUGUCUUGUGUCUUCCCUUGUCAUUUCAUCUUCUCUGUUAGGAAUCGUGAUGCCUUUGUUUGCGGUCUUUUUCGCGAGUGUCUAUGAAUCAUUCUCACUGCCACCGGCGCAAAUGUUAGAUUCUGCUUUUUUCUGGAGUAUGAUGUUCAUUACUCUCGCUGUCUUGACUUUCAUUUGUCAUUUUACUAGAGCUUUAACUUCAGGAGUCGCUGGUGAAAAUAUGACUCGACGCCUUCGAAUCGCUUGCUUUACGUCUAUUCUUCGCCAAGAUAUGUCCUGGCACGAUGAAGAUAUUCACGCCCCUGCCCGUUUAUCUACUAAAUUAGCUCGAGAUGCUCCAAUGAUCAGAGCUGCUGCUGGUUCGAGAAUUGGAAUUGUCAUUUCUGCAGUCGUCACAAUGGUCACUGGAAUGGCCAUUGCUUAUUACUUCGGGUGGGUCUUGGCAUUGGCCUUAACCGCUAUGGUUCCACUGCUUCUUUUAGCUGGUAAAUUGGAAAUGAGUAUUAGUAAAGGUGAUCAGGCUCAAGAAGCAGAAGAGAUCGAACUUGCUGGUCGAAUUGCAACAGAAGCUGUUGAAAAUGUUCGCACUGUCCAAUCUCUUACUCAAGAACAAACAUUCUAUCAACGAUAUUCUGACCGUCUUGCUCUUCCUUCAAAAAAAAACAAGAAACAAGCAAUUGCUUACAGUUUCUCUUAUGCAUUCACUCAAAGUUUGAUAUUCUUUGUCUACGGAGCGGGUUUUUGUUUUGGUGCUUAUCUAGUCAACAUCGAUGAAAUGACCCCGACAAAUGUUUACAGAGUAUUUUUCUCAAUCACAAUGUCGGCCAUAAUGGUUGGUCAAUUAACCUCAAUUCUACCGGAUUACGCUCAAGCAAAACUUUCUGCUGGCCUCGUGUUCAAGAUAAUCGAAAGUCGAUCAGCGAUCGACAAUUUAUCACAAGAUGGUCUGAGACCCAAAAUCAAAGGCAAAAUUUCAAUUGACGACGUUUAUUUCAAUUAUCCAACAAGAAAAACAUCUUCGGUCUUGAAUGGCCUGAAAAUUGAAAUCGGAGCUGGUAAAACAUUAGCAUUAGUUGGUUCAAGUGGUUGUGGUAAAAGUACCGUUAUAUCUUUGAUUAUGCGCUAUUACAAUCCCGAGUCAGGGUCGAUUAAAAUUGAUGAUUAUGAUAUUCGAGAUAUUAAUAUAAUUCAUUUACGAAGUCACAUUGGUUUUGUUGGACAAGAACCUGUACUUUUCAGUGGUACCAUCGCUUACAAUAUAACCUAUGGUCUAGAAUAUCAUGUCUCUCAAAGUGAGAUCGAAGAUGCUGCCAAACAGGCAAAGAUUCAUGAUUUCAUUCGUGAUCUACCCCAAAAGUACGAGACUGUUGUCGGAGAAAGGGGAAUGCUCUUGAGCGGAGGUCAAAAGCAAAGAAUUGCAAUCGCUCGAGCCUUGAUUCGUAAGCCAAACAUUUUACUUUUAGAUGAAGCGACUUCCGCAUUGGACUCGGUGAACGAGAAGCUUGUCCAAGAAGCGUUGGACGAAGCCAAGGAAGGACGAACUUGUAUUGUUGUGGCUCAUCGAUUGUCAACAAUUCGUAACGCUGAUCAAAUCGCUGUGGUUGAAAAUGGUAAAAUCGCCGAGAUAGGAACACAUGAUGAAUUGAUAAAGAAGAAAGGAUUUUAUCUGCGACUAAUUGAAAGACAACAAUUUGUUUCUGAAUAAUCGCAAUUAAUUAAUCAACAUCAUUAAUUAUUCCCUUUAAUGUAACAUUUUUUUUUGUUUUUGAUCUCAAAUUAUUAUUAAAUCAAUUGUUGUAAAUCUUUUAA
Panonychus citri (citrus red mite) is the source of this 4213-nucleotide messenger RNA. RefSeq names its product ATP-dependent translocase ABCB1-like. The record is from RefSeq and is a predicted model, not a curated record. Gene Ontology annotation, cellular component: membrane. The transcript is spliced from 13 exons. Gene Ontology annotation, biological process: transmembrane transport. Gene Ontology annotation, molecular function: ABC-type transporter activity; ATP hydrolysis activity; ATP binding. The coding region runs from base 189 to 4109 and encodes 1306 amino acids. Lineage: Eukaryota; Metazoa; Arthropoda; Arachnida; Trombidiformes; Tetranychidae.